UCCACACUGCUUUAAUCAUCAAAACCAAACUUGGUCCACUCUCUCUUUCUCCACCCCCUUGGCACUAGUCUAUUAUAAAUCUAGGUUAUACCUCUGAACCAGAGCUUGGUUCUCAUCCAUCCAUGGAUAAGCAGCAAGAAGAAAACAUAGCAUCUUCAUCGCCAUCUUCUCCGGGAAGAUCAGGAGGAGGAGAAAGGAGAGAAGAUGCAGCAGCAGCGGCAGUGCCAGCAGGGCCGCCAUGUCCGACUUUCGUAGGCAAGCAUAGAAUGGCUGCUGCUAUUUCCCAUCUCCAUACUCAAAUCAACAUUAUUCAGGAAGAGCUUAACGAACUCGAAACAGUUAGCGAAUCAUCCAUUGUCUGCAAAGAAUUCGUAGCAAGCAUCGAAUCGAUUUCUGAUCCUCUGCUUCCAUGGAGUAAAGGAGCACCUGAAGUGGGAUGGGAUAGGUGGUUCAGAGGAGCACACAACACCAGAAGUAACAAUCGCUGGAUCUAAGACCAAACAUGUUGUAUUCUUUUUGGUACAUUUUGCACUACCUUGAUCAUCAAAGUUUCGAAUAACAAAUCAGGAAGAAUGUAUUGGAAUACAGAACAGGAAUAUGUAAAAACUGA
Molecule: messenger RNA, 610 nt
Organism: Argentina anserina (silverweed cinquefoil)
Lineage: Eukaryota; Viridiplantae; Streptophyta; Magnoliopsida; Rosales; Rosaceae
Product: guanine nucleotide-binding protein subunit gamma 2-like
Exons: 4
Coding region: 123-494 (123 amino acids)
Source: RefSeq, a predicted model, not a curated record